Molecule: messenger RNA, 624 nt
Organism: Zootoca vivipara (common lizard)
Lineage: Eukaryota; Metazoa; Chordata; Lepidosauria; Squamata; Lacertidae
Gene: GIP
Product: gastric inhibitory polypeptide
Biological process (GO): response to glucose; regulation of fatty acid biosynthetic process; response to starvation
Cellular component (GO): extracellular region
Molecular function (GO): hormone activity; glucagon receptor binding
Source: RefSeq, a predicted model, not a curated record
UGGUCCUCAAGAACAGCUUUGAUAGAUCCAAAAGAACUCGAGCUUCAAACAUGAAGUCCUUCAAAGUUCUCUUCCUCCUUUUGGUCUCUGUCAGCUUUGUGCUGAUGGAAGAAAACGAUUCAAGAGAAAACACCGAGACCUCCAAGUUUCUGCAGAGACGGUAUUCAGAGGGGACAUUAGCAAGCGAUUACAGUCGAACUUUGGACAGCAUGAUGAAGAAGAACUUUGUGGAGUGGCUCUUGAACAGGAGAGAGAGCAUGAUUGAUAACAGAAUUGACCCAUCCAGGAGAGAUGCUGAACCCGCAGCAUUAGAUACAAGGAAUCAAGGCACUGAAGCUGGAUCUCAGGAGGCAACGGACUUCAUCAAAUGCAUUCUGCAAAAUAUGGGGAAACAGAGCCUGGCUCUGCCAAAAGGUUCCGAUGACUGGGAGGAUGUCCGGAGGCAAGAACAUCUGGCAUGGCUGAUUUCUGCUGACCUCUGCAGGCCAAUGCUUCAAUAGCUCACAACUUCCUUGAGGAGAAAAGAUGGACUAACUUCUGUACUCUCCUUGUUUUGUACCUUUUGCUAAUGAGUGUCAACAAUAAUUAUGACCGCAGCAAUAAAACAAUUUAUUAUCAAGUUCA